Messenger RNA from Xenopus laevis (African clawed frog), 4858 nucleotides. It is a transcript of the gene adcy8.L, whose product is annotated as adenylate cyclase 8 (brain) L homeolog. The record is from RefSeq and is a predicted model, not a curated record. Bases 1048 to 4770 code for a protein of 1240 amino acids. NCBI's taxonomy places the organism in Eukaryota, Metazoa, Chordata, Amphibia, Anura, Pipidae. Gene Ontology annotation, biological process: cAMP biosynthetic process; intracellular signal transduction; adenylate cyclase-activating G protein-coupled receptor signaling pathway. Gene Ontology annotation, cellular component: plasma membrane; apical plasma membrane; postsynaptic density. The transcript is spliced from 18 exons. Gene Ontology annotation, molecular function: adenylate cyclase activity; phosphorus-oxygen lyase activity.
GUGCAGGCAAAGCCAUGAGCCUCACUCCCCUUUCUGCUCUCAGUGCAUGAACAGCUCACAGACAAGGAGCCUAGAGAAAUCACACACACACACACAGCUUUAGACUAGAGCCUGAAUUCACAGCCAGAGGGAGGAGAGCAGCAAUGGAUUAUCACUAGAACUGAUCAAUUGAAGCAGCAGAGAAGUUCUUCCCUACAGCAGAAGUGAUGAGCUGGAGCUGAUGAACCUCAAGGAAAUCUGCACGUCCCCAUCUCUCAUCUGACACAACAGGGAUUGCUGGAAGUUUAAUGAAUGGUGACAGCUGCUCACUCAAGUCCUUGACCAGGAUGGGAUUUAGGCAAUCUUCUCCUGCUGAUUUUCAGCGACCUGUGAUGGAUUUGGCUUCUGCAAGUCAAGCAACAAUCCAAUCAUCUGGUCAGUAACUGUAAAUAUGUAUAUACCCUGCCGUAUAGGAUCGCUCUAGCGCUGCAUAUAACUUUUCCUUGCAUUAUUCUCUAUAACAUAUAUGGGAUAUAUGAUAAGGAAUGGAAUUAUUGCGAUAUUUCCCAGCUCCUCUUAUUACUUAAUGACCUUAAGAAAGACCUUGAUCGCUUCUGGAGCACUUAAGGUGCUUGCAAUUUAUACCAAGGUCAAUGAUAUAAACACGGUUUGUCCUUAAUCAAGUUAUUGCCUGCAUGAUUCUUAUUUUAACGUGGCAGCUGCCAUGAUCCCAAUUUGGCAAAAGGCAAGGAUAGUCGUUCCCGACCUGCAACCUUGGGUUUCCAAAGCUGCUUUGGAGAUCCUGAAGAUGUGAUGUUGCUUUCUAAAUUACAAGCGGACACUCGAUUGCCCUUUAGGAGAUUCCAGAGGACAGUUUUUAAAUAUGAAUGGACUUAAUGUCUGCUGCCUGCGUGCUUUCGACCCUGCAAGUGUUUGGGGGAAAUGAAACGCUGUACGAAGAUUCAUGAAUCAAAUGUCAACGUGUUGCAGAGAACAAAAGAGAAGAAACUCAGAGCAAAGCACAAGACCGUGAGCAGCCAAUCAGGUUGGCUGAUAAAAUGACCACAGAUGUAUUUCAGUAAACUUCAAAGAAGAAAACAGCAAGAAAUCUACAGAUCAACCAUGGAGUUGUCUGAGGUGAGGUGCUCCAGUGCCACUGAUGAACUUUACACCAUCAACAAGACCCCGACCAUUAACAGUGGCACGAGACCUAAGAGACUUCUCUGGCAGACUGCUGUGAGACAUAUCACGGAGCAGAGGUUUAUUACCGAACAAAGCAGCGCCAAAACCCUUUCUUCAGAUGAUUCCUAUACACACCAUGCCAACAGGCAAUCUAUAGGCAAACUUACUGGUGGGGACAGGCAUAACAAUGGGGGCACUAAAGUCUUCCCAGAGAGGACAAGCAGCGACUUGGGCUUCCUUCAUUUAGAUUGUGCCCCUAGCAAUUCAGAUUUCUUUUUGAACUGGGGCUACACCUACAGAGGAGUCAUUUUCCCAACACUGAGAAAUUCCUUUAAAUCUAGAGAUCUGGAGAGACUCUAUCAGCGAUAUUUUCUGGGCCAACGGAGAAAAUCUGAAGUGGUCAUGAACAUUCUUGAUGUUUUGACCAAACUCACUUUACUGAUUCUUCAUCUCACCUUGGCCUCUGCUCCCAUGGACCCAAUCAAAGGCAUUCUGCUGGGGUUCUUUACUGGAAUUGAAGUGGUGAUAUGUGCCUUAGUAGUUGUCAGGAAGGACACCACAUCCUAUACCUAUCUCCAGCUCAGUGGUGUUGUGACCUGGAUAGCCAUGGCCACUCAGAUACUAGCAGCAGGGCUCGGAUAUGGCCUUUUAGGGGACGGUAUUGGUUAUGUACUCUUCACACUUUUUGCUACCUACAGCAUGCUUCCAUUGCCCCUGACCUGGGCUAUCUUGGCUGGAUUGGUCACCUCCCUUCUACAAAUUGUGAUGCAGUUGGUAAUACCAAGGCUUGCAGUAACUUCCAUAAACCAGAUAGUGGCGCAGGCAGUGCUGUUUAUGUGUAUGAACACUGCCGGAAUUUUCAUUAGCUACCUGUCAGACCGCGCUCAGCGCCAAGCAUUCCUGGAAACCCGGAGAUGCGUCGAGGCGAGGCUAAGGCUGGAGACAGAAAAUCAAAGACAGGAGAGGCUCGUUUUAUCAGUAUUACCCCGAUUUGUUGUACUUGAAAUGAUCAAUGACAUGACCAAUGUUGAAGAUGAGCAUCUACAGCAUCAGUUCCACAAGAUUUAUAUCCACCGCUAUGAAAAUGUCAGCAUUCUUUUUGCAGACGUCAAAGGAUUCACAAACCUGUCCACUACACUCUCAGCCCAAGAGUUAGUCCGGAUGUUGAAUGAACUCUUUGCGAGAUUUGAUCGACUAGCUCAUGAGCAUCACUGCCUUAGAAUUAAGAUCUUAGGAGAUUGUUAUUACUGUGUGUCUGGACUCCCUGAACCACGACAAGACCACGCUCAUUGCUGUGUAGAAAUGGGGCUGAGCAUGAUCAAAACAAUUCGGUAUGUAAGAUCAAGGACCAAACACGAUAUUGAUAUGAGGAUAGGUAUUCACUCUGGCUCAGUUCUAUGUGGAGUCUUGGGGCUGAGAAAGUGGCAGUUUGAUGUUUGGUCUUGGGAUGUGGAUAUUGCAAACAAACUGGAAUCAGGUGGAAUCCCUGGGAGAAUUCAUAUAUCAAAAGCUACCUUGGACUGCCUUAACGGUGAUUAUAAUGUGGAAGAGGGCCAUGGUAAAGAAAGAAAUGAAUUUUUGAGGAAACAUAACAUUGAGACAUACUUAAUUAAACAACCAGAGGAAAAUCUCCUGACUUUACCUGAAGAUAUUGUGAAGGAGUCUGUCAGUCCCACCGAUAGAAGAAACAGUGGAGCAACAUUCACAGAAGGUUCAUGGAGCCCAGAACUUCCAUUUGAUAACAUUGUUGGCAAGCAAAAUACUCUGGCUGCUCUAACAAGAAACUCAAUAAAUCUGCUUCCAAACCAUCUUGCACAAGCUUUGCAUGUCCAAUCUGGGCCUGAGGAAAUUAACAAGCGAAUAGAGCACACCAUCGACUUACGGAGUGGCGAUAAAUUGAGAAGAGAGCAUAUCAAGCCUUUCUCACUGAUGUUUAAAGACUCCAGCCUGGAGCAUAAGUAUUCUCAAAUGAGGGAUGAAGUGUUCAAGUCAAACCUGGUGUGCGCUUUCAUAGUUCUUGUAUUUAUUACGGCAAUCCAAAGCUUGCUUCCUUCAUCAAGGAUGAUGCCGAUGGUGAUCCAGUUCUCCAUUCUGAUCAUGCUCCACUCGGCUCUUGUCCUGAUAACAACGGCGGAGGAUUAUAAAUGCUUGCCCCUCGUUCUACGCAAAACAUGCUGUUGGAUUAAUGAAACCUACUUGGCUCGGAAUGUCAUCAUCUUCGCCUCCAUAAUGAUUAAUUUUCUGGGAGCCGUCAUCAAUAUUCUCUGGUGUGAUUUCGACAAGUCAAUAACCUCAAAAAAUGAGACCUUCAAUGCAUCUGCCUCCUUCACAGACAUCUGCUUUUAUCCAGAGUACUUUGUCUUCACCGGUGUUCUUGCCAUGGUGACCUGUGCCGUAUUCCUGCGCCUGAACUCGGUGCUGAAGCUGGCGGUGCUGCUCAUAAUGAUAGCAAUAUAUUCCCUGCUCACCGAGACCAUCUACACGUCUCUCUUCCUGCGAUAUGACAACUUUCACCAUAACGGCAACACAGACUUCCUGGGAACCAAAGAAGCCUCCUUGCUCCUGAUGGCCAUGUUUCUCCUAGCGGUGUUUUAUCACGGGCAACAGCUGGAAUAUACUGCAAGACUGGAUUUUCUAUGGCGAGUUCAGGCCAAAGAAGAGAUCAAUGAAAUGAAGGAAUUAAGGGAACACAAUGAAAAUAUGCUGAGAAAUAUUCUUCCUAGUCAUGUCGCCCGGCACUUCUUGGAGAAGGACCGAGAUAAUGAAGAGCUGUAUUCCCAGUCCUAUGAUGCUGUAGGCGUCAUGUUUGCGUCUAUUCCUGGAUUUGCCGAUUUCUAUUCCCAAACCGAAAUGAAUAACCAGGGCGUCGAAUGCCUUCGUUUGCUGAAUGAAAUCAUUGCUGACUUUGACGAGUUACUGGGUGAAGAAAGAUUCCAGGAUAUUGAAAAGAUCAAAACUAUUGGCAGCACUUACAUGGCCGUGUCUGGAUUAUCCCCCGAGAAGCAGCAAUGUGAAGACAAAUGGGGGCAUCUGUGCGCAGUGGCUGACUUCUCCAUAGCACUGAAUGAAAGUAUACAAGAGAUCAACAAGCAUUCCUUCAACAACUUUGAAUUACGAAUUGGUAUCAGUCAUGGGUCAGUUGUUGCCGGUGUGAUUGGGGCUAAAAAGCCUCAGUACGACAUCUGGGGUAAAACAGUCAACUUAGCCAGUAGAAUGGACAGCACAGGAGUUAGCGGCAGGAUCCAAGUGCCUGAAGACACCUAUCUCAUUCUAAAAGAACGAGGCUUUGCCUUCGAAUAUCGAGGAGAGAUCUACGUGAAAGGCAUCAGCGAGCAGGAAGGAAAGAUCAAGACGUAUUUUCUUCUAGGAAGAGUACAGCCAAAUCCUUUGAUAUUACAGCCAAGAAAACUAACUGGGCAAUAUUCCUUAGCAGCCGUUGUCUUAGGACUUGUACAGUCUCUUAACAGACAAAAACAAAAGCAAAUCCUAAAUGAGAACAACAACUCGGGUAUCAUGAAGGGACAUUACAACCGACGGACAUUACUGACCUCAGGUGGGUCAGAGGUCGUUACCCAGACAGAGGGGGCUGACAAGUCCGAAUUGCCAUAAAAAUAAAUGUUUUUUUUUUUCUUUUGGGUUCAUUUUUUGUAUUUCUUUUAUAUAUAAAUACGCAAAUAAAAAAUGUAUAAUUUUUUUA